This is a messenger RNA of Vombatus ursinus (common wombat), 5649 nucleotides long. RefSeq names its product extracellular sulfatase Sulf-1. Gene Ontology annotation, molecular function: calcium ion binding; N-acetylglucosamine-6-sulfatase activity; glycosaminoglycan binding. The transcript has 21 exons. Gene Ontology annotation, cellular component: cell surface; plasma membrane; endoplasmic reticulum. Lineage: Eukaryota; Metazoa; Chordata; Mammalia; Diprotodontia; Vombatidae. The record is from RefSeq and is a predicted model, not a curated record. Bases 680 to 4051 code for a protein of 1123 amino acids.
UCUCAGACCUAUAGUUUCUGUCCUAGUCUCAGCCUCCAAUCCUUAAGAGACACUCAGCCCCAGCAAUUGGAUUGGGCAGCCUUUCUUGACACACCACUGUGCUGAGUGCUUGAGGACGUGUUUCAACAGAUGGUUGGGGUUAGUGUGUGUCAUCACAUUCGAGUGGGGAUUAAGAGAAGGAAGACUGCCUUGCUGGAGCUGUGUGGUCUUCUCCAAGUGUGAGUUGCAAGCAAUAGAACUCUAGCUUUUGGAAGAAGGCGAGGAAUUCAUUUCCAGCAGCUCCAAGAAAAGCAGUUUGUUCAGGUACCAUAGCCACCUACCUUCUUCUGGACAGCUGAAUUUGGUCAAUGGCAUACAAGUUCAUCAAGACAAAAUAGUUGCAGAAAAUCUUCAAAGGACUCCAUCGGCAGAUGUUCCAUAUACCUCUGCAGCACAGAAAUUGAUUACUCAGCCCAAAUACUUAAUUCAAGGUACUAACUACUGUCCUAAAACAUAUUAACAUGUGAAGCCUUGUCUGGAGAUUGUAUGCUGGCAAUGAAAUUGAAAUAGUCAAGGGGCAAUUUGGAACACAAAUAAAGGAAGUAAACUUGUAAAAUAUUCGAGUCUGCAGAAAAAGUGCAUCUCUGACCCAAGAAACAAGCAUUUGGUCUGUUUUGCAACACUGAAACAUCCAUCUACAAUGAAGUCCUAUUGCUGGACUCUGGUUUUGGCUGUCCUGGGUACAGAAUUGCUCGGAAAUUUCUGCACCACUGUCAAAUCCCCACGGUUCAGAGGGCGUGUGCAGCAGGAACGAAAAAACAUCAGACCCAAUAUUAUUCUUGUGCUCACAGAUGAUCAAGACGUGGAACUGGGAUCUUUGCAAGUGAUGAAUAAAACAAGAAAAAUCAUGGAGCGUGGGGGAGCCACUUUUAUUAAUGCCUUUGUUACCACCCCUAUGUGCUGCCCCUCUCGGUCCUCUAUGCUCACAGGGAAGUAUGUCCACAACCACAAUGUGUACACCAACAAUGAGAACUGUUCCUCCCCUUCCUGGCAGGCAAUGCAUGAACCACGCACAUUUGCUGUGUAUCUCAACAACACCGGAUACAGAACAGCUUUCUUUGGAAAAUACCUCAAUGAAUAUAAUGGCAGCUACAUCCCUCCUGGGUGGCGAGAGUGGCUUGGAUUAAUCAAGAAUUCUCGUUUCUAUAAUUACACUGUUUGUCGCAAUGGCAUCAAAGAGAAGCAUGGAUUUGAUUAUGCCAAGGACUACUUCACAGACUUAAUCACUAACGAGAGCAUUAAUUACUUCAAAAUGUCUAAGAGAAUGUAUCCCCAUAGGCCCAUAAUGAUGGUUAUCAGCCAUGCUGCACCCCAUGGCCCUGAGGAUUCAGCACCACAGUUCUCAGAUCUCUAUCCAAAUGCUUCCCAGCACAUUACUCCCAGUUACAACUAUGCACCAAAUAUGGAUAAGCAUUGGAUAAUGCAGUACACAGGACCCAUGCUGCCCAUCCACAUGGAAUUUACAAAUAUUUUGCAGCGAAAAAGGCUUCAGACUCUGAUGUCAGUUGAUGACUCUGUGGAAAGGCUAUAUAAUAUGCUUGUGGAAACUGGAGAACUGGAUAACACCUACAUCAUUUACACUGCAGACCAUGGGUACCAUAUUGGGCAGUUUGGAUUGGUCAAGGGGAAAUCCAUGCCAUAUGACUUCGAUAUCCGUGUUCCUUUCUUUAUUCGUGGACCAAGUGUAGAACCAGGAUCAAUAGUGUCUCAGAUUGUGCUGAACAUUGACCUGGCUCCCACCAUCCUGGAUAUUGCUGGGCUCGACACUCCUCCUGAUGUGGAUGGCAAGUCAGUCCUCAAACUGCUGGACCUAGAAAAACCAGGUAACAGGUUUCGAACAAACAAAAAGACCAAAAUUUGGCGUGAUACAUUCCUAGUGGAAAGAGGCAAAUUCCUGCGCAAGAAGGAAGAACCUAGCAAGAAUGCCCAACAGUCAAAUCACCUACCCAAAUACGAGAGGGUCAAAGAACUUUGCCAGCAAGCACGGUACCAAACAGCCUGUGAACAGCCUGGACAGAAGUGGCAGUGCCUCGAGGACACGUCUGGCAAACUUCGAAUUCACAAAUGUAAAGGAUCCAGCGACCUGCUCGCAAUCCGGAAGAGAACUCGAAGUAUCCACUCCCGAGGCUUCGGUAACAAAGACAAAGAAUGUAAUUGUGGGGAGACUGAUUAUCGGGCUAGCAGGAGCCAGAGGAAAAACCAGAGACAGUUCCUGAGAAACCAUGGCACUCAAAAAUACAAGCCAAGGUUUGUUCACACUCGCCAAACCCGCUCCCUAUCUGUGGAAUUUGAAGGAGAAAUAUAUGAUAUAAACUUAGAGGAAGAAGAACUGCAACUGUUACGCCCAAGAAGUAUUUCAAAGCGCCAUGACAAAAGCCUUAAGUCCGCAGGAGUCCACAAUGCUGCAGCUGUUGGUGGUGACAGUGAAUUAAUGCUGGCUGACGGCCCCAAUGCAGUGGGACAAUCAGAUACUGUCCGAGUGACACAUAAGUGCUUUAUUCUUCCAAAUGACACAAUCCAUUGUGAGAGAGAACUAUAUCAAUCAGCCAGAGCCUGGAAAGACCACAAGGCAUACAUCGAUAAGGAGAUUGAAGCUCUCCAAGAUAAAAUUAAGAAUUUAAGAGAAGUGAGAGGACACCUGAAGAGAAGAAAGCCUGAUGAAUGUGAUUGUAACAAGCAGAGCUAUUAUAAUAAAGAAAAAGGUGUAAAAGCCCAAGAGAAAUUGAAGAGCCACCUUCACCCAUUCAAAGAGGCUGCUCAGGAAGUGGAUAGUAAACUACAGCUUUUCAAAGAGAAUCGGAGAAGGAAGAAGGAGAGGAAAGAGAAGAAGAGGCAAAAGAAAGGAGAUGAGUGCAGCCUGCCUGGACUUACCUGUUUCACACAUGACAACAACCACUGGCAAACAGCACCAUUUUGGAACUUGGGAUCUUUCUGUGCCUGCACAAGCUCUAACAACAACACCUACUGGUGUCUGCGAACAGUCAACGAGUCGCACAACUUCCUUUUCUGUGAGUUUGCUACUGGCUUCUUGGAAUAUUUUGAUAUGAAUACAGAUCCCUACCAGCUCACAAAUACGGUCCACACAGUAGAAAGAGGCAUCUUGAACCAGCUGCACAUUCAGCUGAUGGAGCUGAGGAGCUGUCAGGGUUAUAAACAGUGCAAUCCAAGGCCUAAGGGACUUGAAGCAGAGGACAGUUAUGGGAUGGAUGGGAAGGUUAAGCUGCCAAACUUCACCGAUGACAUCAACUGGCAAGGACUGGAAGAUUUAUACAGUGUAAAUGAAAGUUCCUAUGAAUACAGAUACAACUAUAAACUGAGUCUGGUUGACUGGACUAAUUACUUGAAGGAUGUAGAUAGAGUGUUUGCACUGCUGAACAGUCAAUAUGAGCAAAAUAACACAAAUGACACUAAAUCCGCUUUAAAACAUGGGUUCUUGAACCCGUCAUCUAUACCACCUGUCCUAGAGGAAAUGACCUCCACUGAGUCCGAUGAAGACAUAAGCAGUAUGGAGGCAGAAGAGUGGCUGCUGAUUGCACCACUAGACUUGGGAACCCUGGAUUUGAAUCCAACACCAUUAAACCAAGAGAGGAAACUUGAAUGGAAUAAUGAUAUUCCUGAGAUAAGUCAUUGGAAUUCCGAACACUGGAAAUAUCGUCAUACUGAAAAAUGGAUGGGGGAUAAAGAAUUAAAUAGCUUUGAAAUGGAUUUCAGUGGCAAUGGUUUAACAGAGCUGCAGUCAACAAAUAGCUUCAUUCUACAGCCCAUUAGCAGUCAUCAGAAAGAAUCACACCAAGACAAUGACCAGAGAGAGGAUAUAUUUGAAGAUCAGGUGUAUCUUCCUGUGAGCUCUGAUGGAUCAUCAAUUCAUCGGGUCGCAAACACAUCCAAUGUUGAUCAGCCAAUUGGAUCCAGCAAAAUGGAGACAAUUUUGAACACCACCAAGGAUAAUCAUACAAGGGAGAAUUUGCAAAACCUAGAAGGCAGUGGUUCCUCCCCACUGUCCUCUAAUUAGUUUUAAUUGUAAACCUUAUACACAGUAUUUUUUAAAAUUUUAUUAGCAAACUAGUGAAGGCAAUCAUGCCAACACACAUUCCAAGCUUUUUAGAGCUACAUAUUUGUGGUUGUAAUUAGUACAUGUAUGUAUGUUUGUGUCACAGACCCACUAAGACAUAUAUAUUUUUUAAUUCUUGAUUUUCCACAACUAGAGAAAGAGGUUUUUGGGGUGUUAAAACAGUAUUACCCUUUGAAGGUCAUAAAAACACACCAUGAAAAGUUAUUAAAUCAAGAUGCCAAGAAUUUGUGUUGCAUAGCUUCCAAAAGUUGUCACCAUCAAUGAAUGUCUUAGUAUACUCGCACUGCCUACAUAAUGUGUUUCUGAUCAAUGAUUUUUAACCACUGGAAUAAUGUCACAGGUUAGAGUAAAAUGAUAUUGCACUUUGAGAUCCUUAUUCCCUGUGUCAUUUCUUCAUUAUUUUACAUGCUUUUCCUUGCCUUACUUUUUGCGCAUUGUGAUGUCAUGCCAUAGGGUCACAGGAAAGAGAUACAGGAUGGAUUGCAAAUGAAAAGUAUAUUGCUUUAAUACUGUUUUGCCAGAAAAAUAUUGCAUGUUUUCACUUUGACUUGAUAAAACUGAAUAGCAGGACAUGGUGGCUAAGAGUGUUCAGAGAUUUUAAAAAACCAAGGAUGAAAAUUGGCUAUUCCCUCCAUUUAUCAUAUCCUUAAAAUGUCUAAAUUUGAGUAUAUUCUUGAAGACAUCUUAUAAAAGACUUUUCUUCAUUUGGAAGGGUUUAUUUUAUUGACAUGAAUAAGGGACUUAAGAGAUGGGUUAUAUGACAGAAAAUCUGUUCAAUAAAAUAAACUCGUGAAUGUUUCCUAAUUUUAACACACACAGAGCACACAUGCACCAUGAGUUUAAUUUCAUAGUAUUUUGUUAUAUUUUCAUUUUUAUGGGCUUCACCAAAUAACUGAAAUUUUUAAAAGUACAAUACUCAAUUAAUUGCCUUUGAAACUCUAUGCUCUUGAAUUCCUAUUAUUCUCCCAUUGUAGAUUUUCACAUGCCAACAAAAGAAUUACCUCAUUCAUUUUCUUCACCACCAUACCCGACCUCUUUUGAAAAGUUUCCUAUCUGUUAUUUUGUUUAGCGUACUAGUCUUCCGUUUUGUUUUACACAGCUCAAAAACUAAAGCAAAAAAAAAAAUCUGUUUUGUUUUUAAGGUUCCUUUUUUUUUUUGAAGAUUCAGUUUCUUUUAGUCAAAUCUUUAAUUUUAAAAAGCUGUUGUUAUCAUAGACUUUGUAAAUAUGUUAAAAACUAAUUAGCUGUUACAUAUCUGAUGUAUGUGUCAUUGGCUGAAUGACAGAACAAACGUAUUUAUGGUCAUGAAUGAUGCUAUUUGUAAAUAGAUCUCCCAUCAUUAGGAAACCCACUGUGUUUUUAAAUCUUGUAUAAUAAUCUGUGAUACUUUUAUAGAACAAUUCUGGCUUCAGGAAAGUCUAGAAGCAAUAUUUCUUGAAAUAAAAAGGUGUUUUAACUUUAUCUGCUUCAGAUAAAUUCACAUGACCAAGUUUUGUAGUAAACAUAUUUCUGCAAUAAACUGAUCUCAUUUUACAUUA